Messenger RNA from Zymoseptoria tritici IPO323, 969 nucleotides. RefSeq lists its product as uncharacterized. NCBI's taxonomy places the organism in Eukaryota, Fungi, Ascomycota, Dothideomycetes, Mycosphaerellales, Mycosphaerellaceae. The record is from RefSeq and is a predicted model, not a curated record. Bases 1 to 969 code for a protein of 322 amino acids. The transcript has 5 exons.
AUGGUCCGUUAUUGUCGCAGCACGCCGUCGGCUAGUGACACUGGGACGGCCAACGGAUCCGUCAUCCCGAUCAAGGCUGUGUGGUCAGUCAGCGCCGAAGUUUUCUUGUCUAUCACGUUAUUCACUUCCUGCUUCCAAAUCCCUUUCCAAGUAGGGAUGUCCAGGUUCGCCGCGUUGUCAUCUGGUCCAUUCAUUUCGAUCGACUUGCAGCGCACAUUUCUCGAGCUCUUCGACGAGCUGGACCCGGACAUGAGUUCAUCCUCUGUUCCAGGAAUAAGGACAAGCACUCGUCUCCAAAUGCCCUCCAAGCCAGCCACGCCGGUCAAUCCACUCAUUUCGGACAGCAAAAACAACAUCACCAUAGCCGCAGCCUGCGACGUCGAGAACGCAACCAGCUCAUCUGCGAGACUCGUCCGACGUACCUGGAAAUCAUGGAUCUCGAAUCAAUCGAAGUCUCUGAAGAAGAAGCAGACCGAGGCGGGCUAUUACCUGCAGUCCAAGCUCGUCAAGCAACAGGACCAGCAGGUCCCCACUCCAGUGACCCGCUCCGACGCCUCCAGGUUCAGCCUUCUACCUCGGCUCUGCAAUUCUUGUGAUGACCUCGCCUUCGGCACGGCCCAAGGAAAGGCAUGGGAACUUGCUCUUGCUGGAUACCCUCAAAAGUCCACUCUCUCCCGCCCACCGCCCCAGCUCCGCUAUGCCCUCCACCGUGUCAACGUCGUUGCCGUAGGAUUCAUCGCCACAGCAGCAGCCUACCAGCUCAACGCCGGCAUCGACAACGGACCCCGGCUCCGCAUCAUUCGGCCUCCACUGUGCCCCAUUCCCGUCUUGCGUACCGCUUUGCCGAGCAGCAUUUUACCAGAUCGCCUCCGGCGCUACUGGCCUCGGCAGACAACAGACCUCCAACUCCGCAUUUCCCUCCGCCCUACCCGACCUCCUUCUCGUAUAUCUCGUCCUUUCGCCGAGUAA